This is a messenger RNA of Nymphaea colorata (pocket water lily), 1596 nucleotides long. RefSeq names its product DNA damage-repair/toleration protein DRT100-like. The record is from RefSeq and is a predicted model, not a curated record. Lineage: Eukaryota; Viridiplantae; Streptophyta; Magnoliopsida; Nymphaeales; Nymphaeaceae. The transcript has a single exon. The coding region runs from base 65 to 1174 and encodes 369 amino acids. Gene Ontology annotation, molecular function: protein binding.
AUCACUACCUCCAUGCACUGCAACACAAAUCCACAGAGCGGCGUGUCUGCCGCAGCAGAAAGCCAUGUCUCGUCUUCCCUUCCUGUUCGUCUUACUGCUUCUGGCCGUCGAUCUCUCUCCGGCCGCGGCCGUUCCCUUCUGCCCGCCGUCCGAUAGGGCGGCACUGCUGGAGUUCAAGGCGGGACUCUCCGAACCGUAUCUCGGCGUCUUCAAGACGUGGACGGGGGACAACUGCUGCCAGGGAUGGCACGGCGUCAGCUGCGACCCGUUCAACGGCCGGGUAGCCGACAUCAGCCUCCGCGGCGAGUCGGAGGAUCCGAUCAUCCUUCGGGCCGGACGGCCGGGGUUCAUGACGGGCCGCCUCUCACCGUCGAUCUGCCGCCUGGAUCGACUGUCCAACCUCAUCAUCGCCGACUGGAAGAACGUAACUGGCGAGAUUCCCCGCUGCAUCACCUCGCUGUCCUUCCUACGGGUGCUCGACCUCGUCGGGAACCGGCUGUCCGGCCAGAUACCCUGGGACCUCGGCAAGCUCACCCACCUCACGGUCCUCAACUUCGCCGAUAACGAACUCACGGGCCAGAUUCCGCCGUCGAUCACCAACAUCGCGGGCCUGAUGCACUUGGACUUCAGCAGAAACAGGUUAUCUGGCCCAAUCCCGCAGCAGAUCGGUAAUAUGAGGAUGCUCAGCCGGCUCCUCCUCCGUCGGAACUAUCUCUCCGGCGAGAUCCCGAUCUCUGUGGUAAACCUUGACCGGCUGGCAGACCUGGACCUUAUGUCGAACCUGCUGACGGGCUCCAUCCCGUGGCAGAUCGGCAAGAUGUCGGUGCUCUCGUCUCUCCACCUCAGCGACAACCACAUCUCCGGCCAGAUCCCGUCGGACAUACUCCGAAUGGAAGGGCUUAGCAUCCUGAACGUCAGCCGGAACCGGAUCGCCGGCAACAUCCCCGACGUGUUUGGCCCCAGGUCCUACUUCACGGCUUUGGACCUCUCUUACAACACUCUGACGGGGCCGGUGCCGAGAUCGCUGACGUCCGCGGCGUUCAUCGGCCACUUAGACCUGAGCCACAACCACCUGUGCGGCCGCAUCCCCCAGGGCUCCCCCUUCGACCACCUCGAGGCCCCUUCCUUCGCCUUCAACGACUGCCUCUGCGGUUCCCCGCUCCACCCCUGCUAGAAACAAAGCAAAAAGACUAAAGAUAAAAAGUUGUCUCAGCUAGUAAUAUCUGUGUGUAUGUGUCCGUACACGCGUAUGCCUACACGCCACUGUAUGUUAUAUGUUUUUUUUCUUCUCUUCCUCUUUCUUUCUUUCAGCUUUGCAUAUUCAGUCCACCAGACGAACAGAAGUAUGAAGAACUGUAGUUUCGACGGGGGCGCUGCUGCUGCUGCAGUCACAGUUAGGAAAUGGAGCCAACGGCAUUUCGGCAGUAGGUGCGCAAUGAAAAAAAUACUGAUUUGCCCCUCUAGAUUAGAGAAAGGCCGCUUGGCUGGUGGUUCCCGGUGGGGCUAUUAUAGAGAACAUGAUGAUGGUAAUCGGUAAUUGAAUGUUUAUUGGCUAAAAACUUAGAAAGUAAAAAAGCCAUGGUGAUUCCUCUUUAA